Molecule: messenger RNA, 1934 nt
Organism: Nomascus leucogenys (northern white-cheeked gibbon)
Lineage: Eukaryota; Metazoa; Chordata; Mammalia; Primates; Hylobatidae
Gene: OSGIN1
Product: oxidative stress induced growth inhibitor 1
Source: RefSeq, a predicted model, not a curated record
UCUGGCCUCUCAGAGCCUCUCGGAUCCCCACCGGGUAAUGGGUGUCCCGAUCUCGCCGGGGACUCUGUGAUCCGUGAUCCCCUGGCCCUCCUAGUGCACAGCUUGGCCGGGCUCACCGGGCUCCUGCACCACUGCCUGUCAGGUCCGCUGCCAGCCCCAAGCCCCCCACCAGCCAUGAGCUCCUCCAGGAAGGACCACCUCGGUGCCAGCAGCUCAGAGCCCCUCCCAGUCAUCAUUGUGGGUAACGGCCCCUCUGGUAUCUGCCUGUCCUACCUGCUCUCCGGCUACACACCCUACGUGAAGCCAGAUGCCAUCCACCCACACCCCCUGCUGCAGAGGAAGCUCACCGAGGCCCCGGGGGUCUCCAUCCUGGACCAGGACCUGGACUACCUGUCCGAAGGCCUUGAAGGCCGAUCCCAAAGCCCCGUGGCCCUGCUCUUUGAUGCCCUUCUGCGCCCAGACACAGACUUUGGGGGAAACACGAAGUCGGUCCUCACCUGGAAGCACCAGAAGGAGCACGCCAUCCCCCAUGUGGUCCUGGGCCGGAACCUCCCCGGGGGAGCCUGGCACUCCAUCGAAGGCUCCAUGGUGACCCUGAGCCAAGGCCAGUGGAUGGGGCUCCCGGACCUGGAGGUCAAGGACUGGAUGCAGAAGAAGCGAAGAGGCCUUCGCAACAGCCGGGCCACGGCCGGGGACAUCGCCCACUACUACAGGGACUACGUGGUCAAGAAGGGUCUGGGGCAUAACUUUGUGUCCGGUGCUGUAGUCACAGCUGUGGAGUGGGGGACCCCCGAUCCCAGGAGCUGUGGGGCCCAGGACUGCAGCCCCCUCUUCCAGGUGAGCGGCUUCCUGGCCAGGAACCAGGCCCGGCAGCCCUUCUCGCUGUGGGCCCGCAACGUGGUCCUUGCCACAGGCACGUUCGACAGCCCGGCCCGGCUGGGCAUCCCCGGGGAGGCCCUGCCCUUCGUCCACCAUGAGCUGUCUGCCCUGGAGGUGGCCACAAGGGUGGGUGCGGUGACCCCGGCCUCGGACCCUGUCCUCAUCAUUGGCGCGGGGCUGUCAGCGGCCGACGCGGUCCUCUACGCCCGUCACUACAACAUUCCGGUGAUCCACGCCUUCCGCCGGGCCGUGGACGACCCCGGCCUGGUGUUCAACCAGCUGCCCAAGAUGCUGUACCCCGAGUACCACAAGGUGCACCAGAUGAUGCGGGAGCAGUCCAUCCUGUCGCCCAGCCCCUACGAGGGUUACCGCAGCCUCCCCAGGCACCGGUUGCUGUGCUUCAAGGAAGACUGCCAGGCCGUGUUCCAGGAUCUCGAGGGUGUCGAGAAGGUGUUUGGGGUCUCCCUGGUGCUGGUCCUCAUCGGCUCCCACCCCGACCUCUCCUUCCUGCCUGGGGCAGGGGCUGACUUUGCAGUGGAUCCUGACCAGCCGCUGAGCGCCAAGAGGAACCCCAUUGACGUGGACCCCUUCACCUACCAGAGCACCCGCCAGGAGGGCCUGUACGCCGUGGGGCCGCUGGCCGGGGACAACUUCGUGAGGUUUGUGCAGGGGGGCGCCCUGGCUGUGGCCAGCUCCCUGCUAAGGAAGGAGACCAGGAAGCCACCCUAACACUCGGCCAGACCUGCUGGCUCCCAGGCCCUGAGAGGACAGAGAUGACCACAUCCCUGCUGGAUGCAGGGCCCGUCCAAAGAUGCCCCAGGGAGGGGCGUCAGCCCAUGUUGCUGGCCUUUGGGGUCAAGAGGAGUAGGGAUCCCAAGCUGCCCUGGACUUAGACCAGUGUUUGAGGUGGUAACAGUGGCCGCAGGCCAGGGUCGGCCUAGACCUGGGAUUUGUGGGGAAAGCUGCUGGUGUGACCAGCUGAGGAACCAGCCAGGAGACCUGCAGGCCUGCGCCUUCCAGAAGCAGGUCCCAAAUAAAGCCAGUGCCCACCUGCA